AUGGAGUACAAUGGGCAGUUUCGUGGUGGUCGAGGUGAACGUGGCUUUGGAUAUGAAGGGAAAAAAGGAAAAGGAAGUCGAGGAAGAGGACGAGGACGGGGACAAGGUGGUGGACGUAGAUGUAGAGAUAGAGGUAACUUUAAUCUCUUACAACAGCGCCAUGAAGAGCAGGGAUACACAGAAGGUUACGUAAACUCACAACAUCGGUAUUCACCACCACCACAACAGCAACAUCACUAUAGCAAUGGAAAUAGUUACUUGAUGCAUGGUACUACUUUGGAAUCUUCUAGGUAUUUGGAGCAUCAGUAUCAAUUACGACACCAGAAAAAACUGAAGCAAUAUCAACCAUUCGAGAUUGCCCAGGAUCAGUAUCAACAGCCGCAAUUUCAGCAACAAGACUAUACAAGUGAUGGUAGAAAAGGAGACACGAAUGGCAAUUCGUCUCUAUUUCAUCCACCGAUAGAUAAAUAUGAAUUUCAGCCCCAACCAGUGUGUCUACAACAAUAUCAGCAACCACCUCCUCCGCAAUAUCAGCAGCCUCCGCCUCCUCCUCUACAUCAGAAGUACCAGAACGAAAGCUCUACGUACCUUGCCAAUCUACCAAAGCCGCCGAUGCCGAUAACUGCACAACCAGCAGCAGACUACGCAGAAGCUGCACCACCAAAUGAAAAUGUGUCCAAGACCCAGCAUAUGUCUUACCGAGAGCGGAGUCAACCUCCGCCGCUAUUGUACCAACAGCUGCAGCAACAGCCUCCAUUACCACUUGUACCACAACAUUUACGUGGUGACUGGAACUAUUUACCUCAACAGAGUCAACAGUGGCAACAACGUUCACAUCAGCAACAACAAUUUGAUAGGGAGCACGCGCACCAAGGACUACACCCGAAAGAUCAGCGCCAAACCCAGAGAAACCAGCAUCCACGCUUCCAGGAGCGUCGACAAAACAAUAAGCAGCAGCGAACACCCCCGCCGUCAUACAUCUGCCACAACUGCAAUCAAUCUGGCCACUGGAAGCAGUAUUGUCCGCUUUUUGAUAAACAAAAGAAUUCAUUUCAGCAGCGCUGUUAUUCUGAAAUAGGGCCUGACCAGCAGUUAUGCUUCGACGCUGGCUCAGAUUCGCACGAUCCUAGAAGAUCUUGUGGGCCUCACAACGAGUUUUCUCCGAGGUUUGAAGCGAAAAAUGAGCUUCGUAGACAGCCACCUUUACCUAAUGGCCCAGCUCCCCCGCUUCCUUCCAAUCCGCAGCUUAGCAGCAUCGGUUCAUGCGCUCAGCCACUGCCACCUCAGUCUAGUCAACAGCUUGUAAGCGCGUUGUUGCCGCACAUUACGAAACAUCGCAUGGACAGUACUCAGGUCAAGGACUGA
Molecule: messenger RNA, 1365 nt
Organism: Peronospora belbahrii
Lineage: Eukaryota; Oomycota; Peronosporomycetes; Peronosporales; Peronosporaceae
Source: the annotation of a GenBank genome assembly